AUGGCAGAGCAAGAUGUAGGAGAGCCCAAGAACAACAACAAGCUGUAUAUUAUAAUCGGAAGCGUGGUGUUUGCGAUCGUACUUUUGCUAGUGAUCAUUUUUAUGUUGCCGUCUAAUCCACUAGGAAAGCUUUCUGACAAGGAUGUUGAAAAUAUCAGCAAGAGUGUAUCAAGAUACUCUUUCGUUGAUCCAACAACCAUUAAGGAUGCAAGUCCUGCAAGUGGUGAUAAGGAUACACCGAAAGAACCUUUGAACCUUACUCAUGUAAUGGUAUUCAAAGUAAUUAAUGCAAUUUGGAUGCAGUUCAAGAAGGGAGAUACUGAUGUGAACAGUCCUGCAAUGAUGGUAUACAAGAGUUUGGAGAAUGACUUGACUGUCAUUAAUGAGAAGUUUGUUGAUGGAAUCAAUGAUGCAGUGAUCAAUGCCAGGAGUAUUCUGUUUGAAGACUCGAAGGUAAAGGUUGAUGAUAUCAUAUCGAUCAUAAUGACGCCUUAUGAACAAAUUAGAAAUGAAUACUACGCCAAGAAGAAAGAGAUAGCUGAAAAUAAUAUAAAUCUCCCUGAAGACAAGAAAAAGUCAGCUGAAGAAGAGCUUAAAGAGACAAACGAUAUGAAGUCUUUGCUGUUUGCAAAGGUUCUUAUUAAGUACCUGUUUAAUUUGACUGGAUUACCAACAGAUAUGAGGUUCUUUGAGGAUGUUGAGAACGGAUAUAGCACAGAAAAGUACUUUGAGCCAGUAUUGAAUAACAUGAGCUCUGAGAUCAAGAGUAUUUCUGAAUCUAAAAUAUCUGUUAGAUAUGGGGAUGCCAAAACAAAGGUCACUUCAGUGAUAAAUUACAUAUUUGUGGCAACUUCAGAAAUGGCGAGUAUGCUUAAGACGCCGCAUGUAACAGAGUCUAUAUUCUCUGCAAUAUUGACUGAGCGUGCCGGAAGUAUUCCAUUAACCGAUAGUAUUAAACAACUCCAGCAUGCGGCUCAGGCUAAAAAGCCUGCUAAGUAA
This is a messenger RNA of Ordospora colligata OC4, 999 nucleotides long. RefSeq lists its product as uncharacterized. The transcript has a single exon. The record is from RefSeq and is a predicted model, not a curated record. Bases 1 to 999 code for a protein of 332 amino acids. Lineage: Eukaryota; Fungi; Microsporidia; Ordosporidae.